UAGAACACGGCCAUAGGGAGCGGGGUGUCCGCCCGGCCCCGGGCGGUGCCGGCGCUGGCCCGGCCCCGGGGGGGGCGGAGCCGGUCCCCGGUAGCCGAAGGGUUCCGGAGCCGCUCCCGGAGCCGCCGCUUCCCCCCCCCGGCAAUGGAGCCCGGGAGGAAACUCGUGAUCUUCGGCGCUACCGGACGCACCGGACGGGCCACGCUGGAGCUGGCGCUGGAGGAGGGGUUCGAGGUGACGGUGCUGGUGCGGGACCCGGCGCGGCUCCCGGUGCCCCCCCCCCCGGUGCGGGUGGUGCGGGGGGACGCGCGGGACCCCGCGGCCGUGGCCGAGGCCGUGCGGGGCCAGGACGGCGUCAUCAUCGUGCUGGGCACCGGCAACGACCUGAGCCCCACCACGGUGAUGUCAGACGGCACCAGGACCAUCGUGGAGGCCAUGAAGGCUCAGGGGGUCCGCAAGGUCGUCGCCUGCCUCUCGGCGUUCCUGCUGUGGGACCUGCAGAAGGUGCCCCCGCGGCUGCUGCCGGUGACCGAGGAUCACAUCCGGAUGUACCAGAUCCUGCGGGAUUCGGGGCUCGACUGCGUCUGUGUGAUGCCCCCCCACAUUGCUGAGGAGCUGCCGCUGACCCGGGAUUACUCGGUGUCGGUGGGAGCCUCCGGCGCUUCCCGGGUCAUUUCCACGCGGGAUUUGGGCCAUUUCCUGCUCCGCUGCCUCGGCACCGACCGCUACGACGGCCAAAGCGUCUACGUGUGCCAGAGCUACGCCAAGGAAUAGGGAUGAUCCCUCGGGAAUGGGGGAGCCCCCCGGAUUAAAGCCGGCUUUUAUCCCAUCUGGCCAGUCCUUUGGGGAGUCCGGGAGUUAGUGUUGGGAAUGGGGGGGAUGGAGCUGGGAAUGGGGCCCUUAUCCCUGUCCCCAUCCCAAUCCCCGUAUCCCUCUCCCUAUCCCCACCUCACUGUCCCCAUUCCCAUCUCCCUGGCCCCUAAUCCCUUUCCCCAUCCCCAUUCCCGUGUCCCCCAUCCCACUUCCCUGUCCCCAUCCCUCUGUCCCAUCCCAAUCCCUGCUUCCCUGUCUUCAUCAUCAUCCCUCUCCCUUAUCCCCAUUUCACUGUCCCCAUUCCCACCUCACUGUCCCCAUUCCCAUCUCCCUGUCCCCUAAUCCUGUUUCCCCAUCCCCAUUUCCUUGUCCCCCAUCCCACUUCCCUGUCCCCAUUCCUCUGUCCCAUCCCAAUCCCUGCUUCCCUGUCCCCAUCAUCAUCCCUCUCCCUUAUCCCCAUUUCACUGUCCCCAUUCCCACCUCCUUGUCCCCAUUCCCAUCUCCCUGUCCCCCAAUCCCGCUUUCCCCAUCCCCAUUCCCUUGUCCCCCAUCCCACUUCCCUGUCCCCAUCCCUAUUUCCCUGUCCCCAAUCCCAUUUCCCCAUCCCCUUAUCCCCCUUAUCCCCAUCCCAUUCCCCACCCGGAGCAUCCCCCUUUUCCAUGGGGGACACAACCCCAAUUCCAGGGACUUUUGGGACCCGGUAGCCGAAAACGCCUUUUCCCCCCCCUCCGGAAUCACCGCCCCACAUCCCGAUCCCACUCCCGGGAUGCUCAUCCCAUGGGAUGAGGAGGGAGCGACACAGACAAGCGGCUGCAGGAGAAUAUAGACUUUAUAUAAUAACUCCAUCCGUGAAUAAAGGCGACAGGAACCUUCCGGCUUUCCAGGAAAAGGGAAACUCGGGAAUUUCCCUCUUUUUUCCCUUCCUUUUUCCCCUUCGGGAAGCUCUUUCCCAUCUUUAUCCUCAGAAAAACCUGCUCCAAGGUUGGAGGGAGGGGCCACAAAUCCCCUUCCCAUUGGGAUUUGCUGCUGGAAAAGGGGGGGGGGGGGUGUGGUUGGAAGAGAGGGGGGGUGCUGUGGAAAAGUGGGGAAUCCCUUGGGAAUGCCGCCUGGGGUUGUAAAAAUAAAGGGGUUUCUAUUAAAAAUA
Strigops habroptila (Kakapo) is the source of this 1957-nucleotide messenger RNA. It is a transcript of the gene BLVRB, whose product is annotated as biliverdin reductase B. NCBI's taxonomy places the organism in Eukaryota, Metazoa, Chordata, Aves, Psittaciformes, Psittacidae. The record is from RefSeq and is a predicted model, not a curated record.